Notechis scutatus (mainland tiger snake) is the source of this 1617-nucleotide messenger RNA. The record is from RefSeq and is a predicted model, not a curated record. NCBI's taxonomy places the organism in Eukaryota, Metazoa, Chordata, Lepidosauria, Squamata, Elapidae.
AUGACAGCACGGCACAGCAAGUCCUAUCCAGACACGGCGGUUGCCGAUGCUGCGACCAGCUUCCUCCGAGCGGCACGAUCAGGGAACCUGGACAAAGCUCUAGACCAUCUAAGGAAUGGUGUGGAUAUUAAUACCUGCAACCAGAAUGGGUUGAAUGCCUUACAUCUGGCCUCUAAGGAGGGGCAUGUAAAAAUGGUGGCUGAGCUAUUGCACAAAGAAAUUGUGCUGGAAACAACAACCAAGAAAGGGAACACGGCUUUACAUAUUGCUGCUUUGGCCGGGCAAGAUGAUGUCGUGCGGGAGCUGGUGAACUUUGGGGCAAAUGUCAAUGCACAAUCACAGAAAGGCUUCACGCCCCUGUAUAUGGCCGCCCAAGAGAAUCACCUGGAAGUUGUCAAGUUCUUGCUGGAAAAUGGUGCUAACCAAAACGUAGCCACAGAGGAUGGCUUUACUCCCUUGGCAGUGGCUCUCCAGCAGGGCCACGAAAAUGUGGUGGCCCACCUGAUUAACUACGGGACGAAGGGGAAGGUGCGCCUCCCGGCGUUACACAUAGCUGCCCGCAACGAUGACACGCGAACAGCUGCCGUGCUUUUGCAAAACGACCCCAACGCCGAUGUCCUUUCCAAGACUGGCUUCACCCCUCUUCACAUCGCAGCACAUUACGAGAAUCUCAACGUGGCCCAGCUUCUACUCAACCGUGGAGCAAGCGUCAACUUCACCCCCCAGAAUGGCAUCACCCCACUGCACAUCGCCUCUCGACGCGGCAACAUCAUAAUGGUGCGGCUGCUGCUUGACCGGGGAGCAAACAUCGAGGUUUGCACCAAGGAUGAAUUGACCCCAUUACACUGUGCCGCCCGCAACGGGCAUCUGCGAAUUGCUGAAAUCUUGCUAGAUCACGGAGCACCCAUCCAAGCAAAGACCAAGAAUGGCCUCUCCCCCAUCCACAUGGCCUCCCAAGGUGACCACUUGGACUGUGUGCGGCUUCUGCUGCAGUAUAACGCCGACAUUGAUGACAUCACAUUGGACCACUUGACCCCGCUGCAUGUGGCUGCCCACUGUGGCCACCACCGUGUGGCCAAAAUCCUGCUCGAGAAGGGAGCCAAGCCUAAUGCGCGGGCCCUGAACGGCUUCACUCCACUCCACAUAGCCUGCAAGAAGAACCACAUCAGGGUGAUGGAGCUUCUUUUGAAGACGGGGGCCUCCAUCGACGCAGUGACGGAGUCGGGACUCACUCCUCUUCACGUGGCCUCCUUCAUGGGGAACCUUUCUAUUGUCAAGAUCUUGCUCCAACGGGGAGCAUCUCCCAAUGUUUCCAACGUGAAAGUAGAGACACCCCUCCACAUGGCUGCUCGGGCCGGGCACAGUGAGGUAGCCAAGUAUCUUCUCCAGAACAAAGCCAAGGUCAACGCCACAGCUAAGGACGAUCAGACACCCCUGCACUGUGCCAGCCGCCUCGGACACUGCGCCAUGGUGAAGUUGCUCCUGGAGAGCGGCGCCGAUGCUAACCUCUCCACAACUUCUGGACAUACGCCGUUGCACAUCACGGCCCGUGAGGGGCAUCUGGAUUGUGUUUGUGCUCUCCUGGACAAAGAGGCAUCCCAAACUGCCAUGACUAAG